Molecule: messenger RNA, 2493 nt
Organism: Moesziomyces aphidis
Lineage: Eukaryota; Fungi; Basidiomycota; Ustilaginomycetes; Ustilaginales; Ustilaginaceae
Source: the annotation of a GenBank genome assembly
AUGGCAACACCCUCCGAACAAUCAUCGGCACCAGCCAACGCUGCUCCGCCUACAGACACUGCGACGGCGCCCGCCGAGUCCACUCUCCCGACAAAUACCGCAGCUGAUCCUACAUCCACCUCGCCUCUGCAAUCCGCAGGCUCAGUCGCAUCUGCCUCCAUGCUCCCUCGCAGCACCGCACUAGCAUCCACCGGCUCAGCAGCCAGCUCGGCCGCGCCCGGCUCAGGUUCCGCCACUCCCACCCCGCGUACACCCAACACCCAGGCCGCCGUGUCGCCACGUCGCGCCUCGUCGAGCUUGGCCCACAACUCUUCGAGCGUCGUCGCCUCUCGCGAGCCUACCGCCUCGGCACGUCGCAUCCGACAGCACACAUUCAGCUCUACAGCUUCCGCAAUGGCCUCCACCGACGGCUCCAACGUCAUCCCGUCCAUGUUUGGCCACCCCUUCCGCGCCGAUAGCCCCGCUGGCUUCGUCGGUCCGCGCCCAUCCCACACCACCCGCAUCCAGCCUGCCUGGGUCCGCCCCGCAAGAUCGCAACCCUCAAACCCUCGCGACACUACCGCACCAAACUCGAGCCCAAACGCCACCCACCUCAGCUGGUACUCGACGCCCAUCCAUUCGCACCCGCAUCAGCCCCAACCCUCCGCAUCCACCGCCAACCCAUCCCAUCGCCAACCACACUCUCACCACGACCCACCGGCUGCUCAGCACCGUGCCGCGCCAGCUUUCGUUCCAGACACGCAGCCGACGUUUGAAGAGACAACUACGAUCUCGUUCACCUGGACCAUCCGCGACCUGCACCUGCUGCGCGAAGAGGUCGAGCACUCGCCGCCCGCUUCCGAAGGCGGUCGCUCCGUCAGUGCAGGUGCGGGCAAGAGCGACAUCUGGACCAACCCGCCCGUAUUCGGCGAUGGAAAGUGGAAGCUCGAGCUGGUGCGCACCACUCGCAGCCUCGCCUCCCCCAGCCACGAAUCGCCACACACACCGCACCACGCCCGUCCAUCCGCCUCGGUCGACAGCACAGACGCGACGUCUUCGCCCACCACCGCCUCGGCGAGCAUCACCAUCCUCUCCGUCUACCUGACCGCGCUCGUGCUCGACUACACGCACGCCAACGUCGAGAUCCCCGCGUGCAUCAUGCUCGGUCUGAGGCCCGUGCGUGCUCCCGUCGGCCGGCGUGAAGACGGCGGCUGGCUGUGGCGUCGCUUCUACGACUAUACCUUCCACAAGGACGCCGACCUGUUCACCUGCCACCACCUCCCCAGCGUCUCGCAGAUGCUCCAGGACGACCAGGUGGCGCGACAGGAUGCGAUUGCGCUCACCAUUCAGCUCGGGCUCGGGCCGGGACAUGUGCGCGAGUUGGAAGGGCUGCUUGGGCACGGCGCCGUCGCGAGGGUGCCGGUGGAGGUCGAGGGACAUCAUCUCGUGCCGAGGGCGAUGCUGACCUCGCUGCACGGAUUGCUGGACGAUGCCAACACGGGCGAUGUGCGCAUCAUCGUGCGCGAGAGAGGCAUUCGACUGCCACAGCCCGACAAGGAUGCAGCCGCCUCGGACGACGAGGAGACCAGCUCGGCUCGGUCCGCUCGUAUCGUGCCGUUCCCCAUUGGGUCGGCGCAUCCGGCUCAGGCUCAGGGGGAGGCAGAAGGGGAAGAGCAGACGUACGUGCGCGACCGCGUGCUGUGGGCGCACGCCAGCGUGCUGCGGAGCCGGAGCGACUACUUUGGCACGAUGCUCGGCUCGGAGUUCAGCGAGGGGAUCGACCACGUCUACGGCUCGGGCGCGCGGAGGGUGAGGACGCUGCGCAUUCCGGAUGCCGACUUUGCCACCGCAUACUGGUUCCUGCGAUACCUGUAUACGGACGAGGUGGAGUUUGCGCCCAACGAAGACGUGCGCAGUGCGGUGCUGGAUGACGAGUGGGCCAAGCCUGGCCAACAUGCGGAAGGCGCGCAGGGCGCGGGGGAGGAGGAUGUACUGGCGGAUUGGACGCCCGUGUCGCAGCUCGACCAAGAAGCGUUUGGGAUCGAGGUGGGGCAUGGACGGGAAGUGUCUGGCUCUUUUGUGCAUUCGGUGGGCACGUCCGGGUCGGUUCGACGUCGCACCCACUCUCAAGCCACCUCACCCGUGGACGAGGGGGAGGGAUGGGAUGUGCAUCCGCAUCCGUCUUGUGCACCGGGGGCAGCGUCGGCACUGGCGGUGUUCAGGCUGGCGCAUCGGUACGAGUUGCACUCGCUCUCGCGUCUAGCAGCGGUGCAUUUGGUCGACACACUCACCCCACACUCGGCGUUUCCAACCCUGCUGGCGACGAGCAUGUACGCCGAGCUGCAUGCGCGCAUCAAGGCCUACGUCUACACGCACUGGCACCACGUCGCCGCCACACACGAGUUCCAGACGUGCUGCGACGAGGUGUGUACCGGCGUCUGGGGUGCGCGUGCCGGUAAGACCAUCAGCGCCUUUGUAGCCAGUCUCGUCUCACCCCUCGUUCAGCGCGUCUAA